Plasmodium knowlesi strain H is the source of this 1020-nucleotide messenger RNA. RefSeq names its product N-acetyltransferase, GNAT family, putative. The record is from RefSeq and is a predicted model, not a curated record. Gene Ontology annotation, molecular function: histone H2A acetyltransferase activity; histone H4 acetyltransferase activity; protein N-terminal-serine acetyltransferase activity. Gene Ontology annotation, cellular component: nucleus. The coding region runs from base 1 to 1020 and encodes 339 amino acids. Lineage: Eukaryota; Apicomplexa; Aconoidasida; Haemosporida; Plasmodiidae. The transcript has a single exon.
AUGGAGAAUGAAAGGGAGAAGGAAGUUGUGGGGGCGGACACGGUCGGAACGGGAUCUGGGAAGUCUUGCAAAAUUAGGAAGACCAAUAAGAGCAUCCAGAAAAAGGGGUGUCCAAAGAAAAAUAAGAAGGAACAUGCAAAGUACAAUAAUGGAGAGGUAAUCAAGGUAGUGAAAAAUUGCAAGCACAAUGAUAGCAUUUUCGACUUUAUCGAUGGUAGUUAUAGAAAGUACUUUUUGGUGAAGCGGGGGAAUGGAGUGGAUCCACACACACAAAUGAGAUAUGAUUCGGAAAGUGGAAAAUCUGCAGACUCAUCCUUUAUCUCCUUCGAAUCGAUUAACGCAUUCGAGCUGAAAAAGCACCAAGAAGGAGAAGCCGUUUUCUCAAGACUGUUCCAUAUGACCAAAGCGAAUAUGGAGCGUUUGUACAACGACAGCAACUUCCUAAAUCGUGGUUGGUCGGAUGAGAAGAAAUGGAAGGAGCUACGGAGCGACAAGUGCAAACUGAUACUGGGGUUUGUGCAGAAGGAUGAAGUUAAUGAAGAAGGGGUCAAAUUGGAUGAGGAAAAUGUGAGUGAGUCAGGGCUCACGCGGAAGGAACAUAAUUUCUCCUUUCUUCAAAGGGUAUGCAGCAAAGGGAAGAAUGAAAGUACCAAGGAUGUGGAUGAUUACCUGAAGAAACACCCUCUGGUCUGUUUUGUGCAUUACAGACUGACGGGAGAUUAUCCACCCAAUGCACACAGAACCAUCUGCUAUCUCUAUGAAAUUCAAAUCGUGCCAGAGUUCACUAAACUAGGGAUCGGAAAGCGCCUCAUUAAUAUGUUGGAGGCUCUCUGCAGACGAAUCAAUGUUGAUAAAAUUGUGUGCACCGUGUUGAAGAACAACGUCAAUGCGGUUUCGUUUUAUAAGACUAAGUGUUCCUUCGAGAUGGACGAGAGCUCGCCGGAUAACUUCGCUUCCGAGGACUCGGAGGAGUGCGAGUAUGAGAUAUUGAAGCGGGUCGUGUGCAAUCAGCACGCAUAA